AUGGAGAUCCCAUCUCUACUUUCGCCCACCUCGUCUGGAUCGCACCUUUAUCGAUCGCAUUCGCGCAGCGCCUCGCGAUCACCCACCAGAGAGCGCAUUACCGACGACAUUCUUGCCGACCUCUCUCCCUCCUCAACCCAUGCAGCCUUUGCGAACCCAUCCGGCAAAUUGAAGGCAAGCAUCGAAGCCGCGACAACCUCCGAACGUCAAUUUGGAAUUCGGGCGACCUUGGCAUCAAAAAAGAUACAGGAAUGGGUCGAAGAGCUGUCUAGCUGGCCGUGGCCCAAGGCUGGCGGUUCCGUGGGCUUCCAGAUGCCAGCCGCCAAAAGGAGGAAGACGCUGGACAAUUACAGUGAAAGAAGAGAAUCUACAAUCAUUUUGGACAGACAUGGUACGAGAGAUGUUGAGGACCCGGAAUAUAUGGGCAGUCUACUAGCCGACGACGUUGAUCGAUACGAGGUUCGAGUGGAGGAAAUCAUUGAAGACAUGGAAGCCCUGGAUGUGGAAUCAAUCAAGAGGCGCAUUUUGGACACACACUUUUCCGCAUGGUCUCGUCCGUCGUCUUCUGCUUCCAAUGCGCCUAUGCCAUCCCAAUUUUCUUCAUACACCAUGAUGGACGAUUUUACCGCCAUCGUAACAGCUACAGUUCUGCAGGCACUACCAAACCUGUCAAAAUUGAUGCGACUUCUGAGCAUCUGGAGUAUUAGGCUCGCUGUGCUGACAAAAGUCCCACCUUUGUUGUGGUCUCUGGAUAUUACCGAACAAGCACUCAAUUCAGCCUGGGCGGUUCUGGAAGCGGCGUACCGAGGAGGCCCUGACCAGGUGUUAACGCGAGAAAUUUUUGAAAUAAUGAAAAACUCAUUGCGGGAUAGAGUUACAGAAUUAGGCCGGAAUUUGGAUUAUAUGCUGGAUACCCUGGAAGGUCGAGAAGACACCCUGCCGGAUGCUUGGUUAGACCGCAUGGAGGUAAUCGAAGAUGAUUAUGGAAAGUGGGUUGUGUCUGUGGACCGCCAUAUCAGACAGGUUGAGUGGGAAAAGAUGGCCAGGGAAAUCAAAGCAGUUGGAGAAGCUAGAAGGGCAGCAGAGAUGCAAGCUGCGGAAGAGGCAAGAAAGCAGGCUGAAAUUGCGGCGGAAGAGGCUGCCAAGGUUCAAGAGGAAAAAGAUAGCCAGGACGCGUUGGAGGCGCAAAGGCAACAGGAGCUGGACCAGGAGGUAUCUCGUGCAGCGGAUGAGCAACGGGAAAACUCCAAACCUGAGGAUGUACAGAAAGUCGGGAGCCAGAUGUUUUCUGAGAGCAUCCAAAAUGUCAAUGUCGAAAAGGUGCUCGAUGUGGCCGGAGACGUGCCUCUGGCCACUGAUGAAAUGGUGGCGGCGGGCGUUCAACAUCGAAAAACAUCCCAAGAUAUACAUGAUAUGGAUUCAUUCAUCGAAAAUGAUUCUGAAUUACGUGGUUCCCCAUCGAGGGAGACACCCAAGAAGAAUUCGACUGAAAACUCUUUCGAAGAUAUACCCCAACCACUGAUCGAUCACCCGGCGGUUUCCAGAGAGAUUGACUUCGAAUUGGCUGUCCGGCCAUCUACUGCUAUCACACACCUAACAGGAUCGGAUUCCCUUCCAUCAUUCGAAUCACCAGCUCGUCACGUUCCCUCAAGCCCACGGACAAUGGGUCUUCAAGCCCCAGACAGUACAGACCUAAAUGAAGUCUGGUCUCUGGUGGAUACUUAUAAGGAACGCCAUCAACUAGACCGCUCGAAAUCAUCAAGCUCAGCGAGUAGCCGUGCCUCAGCUAAGGCUGCCCGGGCUUCCAAAAGGCACAGUAGAAACGUUUCUUCUUUUGCCCCAAGUGUUUCGCCUUCUGCAAUUGAACAAUCGGGAGGCAAAAGUCCUAGAAUGGAGCCAACAUCAACGCUUGCAGACAAUGGUGGUCUACAAGUCGUUGGGCUCGAUAAGGCUUUUAAAUUCCCGCCCUCUAGAGCCGAGGAGGAAUCUUUUGAUUCCUCACAACUCUCUUCUGAAUCAUUUACCCCGGAUGAUUUCGAUACCUCAGGGGAUCAAAUCAAGUCGAGCCUGAUGGAACUAUCGAUUCCUAGAAUCAGCAACACAGCGCCGACACCGCGGCGACCAUCAGCUAUUCGACCGAAUACUAUGAGACAUGCUAGUAAUGUAUCUGAUACGGAAACUAUCAUAGCAGAAUGGGGUGAUGGCCCAAGCUCACCAACCAAUAUGUCUACCCCAGUCGUAGACGAAGUUGAUCGUUUUUCAGGGGGCGGCGAGCAAUCCCCUACCGCAGGUCGACUGCGAUUGCGACCCUUGGACAUGUACGAUAAUAGUCCCCCAGAUUCACCACAGUCAGUAAUUGCAUCACCAAAACGACGAUCCAUACCUUCACCAACCAGCUCCACGUACUCUGUUUCUGAUAUCUCGGACACAUCGAGUAUAUCUUUCGACGCACCAAUAUUUGAAGAGGUUGAAGUUUCUGAAGCCCUACCGUUUUCCAAGCCGAGAAACCGCUCGGAUGACAAGCUACAGCGACAAAUAUCUUCUUUACUCGAAAAGCUGCCAGCCAAGAUUUGUCUUACAUCAGAGCCUGAUGCCCAUACUACAAAUACUUUGAGGAUGAAAAAGACUCGUCGUUCCGUGACUCCGUCAAUUCGACCUAGUUCAAGUAUGAGUAGUCGUGCUCCAACACCGUCAUUCCUAUUAUCUCCGGCUUAUAGUAAAACACCUGCUCGGACUAGGCCGCAAAGUCCUAAUCCAGAGAUCAAAAUGUACCACCUUUCGCGAUCUACUGGAGAGGCGCCGAUCAAACUUUUCGUUCGUCUGGUUGGAGAGAAUGGUGAGCGUGUAAUGGUCCGAGUGGGUGGUGGAUGGGCAGAUUUAGGCGAGUAUCUCAAGGAGUACGCUAGUCACCAUGGUCGACGCACAACAGUAGACAGCGACAAAAUCGAAGUGCAGGAUCUCACCCCUCGAGUCGUCUCUGCCUCGUCUACUACAUCAACAGCAACAAUUCGAGGUGCUGAUGGCGGAAGGUCAAGCCCUGCACCUCAAGAUUUCCCUCGCUCCGUCUCCAGCUUGGGUGUCAGGAAAGCGAGGAGAUCUCUGGGCGAAAGUAGUCUUCACGCCCGUCGCGAUUUCCGAAGUCCAAGUACACCUCUCCCCAUGCCUCCUCGACUUGCACAGGGCGAUACGCCCCCAUCAACUACCAUCAAUGCUAGGAGUAGUUCUCGUGUCGGUUGGACGAACGAUGAUAGCUCUUUGGGACUUGCAGGACCGGUGGGCAAGAAAGUUGUGAUUAGUGAAAAGGACCAGGAGUGGGUAGAUAGCAUGACAGAGAAGGUUAAACAGGCGAGUGCGGAGAAGGACCGGGAGAAGGAAAGGGAGAGGCGCAUCAAGGCUCGCGAGAGGGGGGCGAGUUUUGGCGAGAUGGGCAAAAUCGGGGGCACGAAGAGGUUGUUUCGUAAGGCUUGA
Messenger RNA from Hymenoscyphus albidus, 3468 nucleotides. NCBI's taxonomy places the organism in Eukaryota, Fungi, Ascomycota, Leotiomycetes, Helotiales, Helotiaceae. The record is from the annotation of a GenBank genome assembly.